Molecule: messenger RNA, 669 nt
Organism: Monomorium pharaonis (pharaoh ant)
Lineage: Eukaryota; Metazoa; Arthropoda; Insecta; Hymenoptera; Formicidae
Exons: 1
Coding region: 1-669 (222 amino acids)
Source: RefSeq, a predicted model, not a curated record
AUGGGAAGUUCGGAGUUGGAACCCACGAUUGAUAUAUUCAAGAUACAAUGGCGCAUGCCUCACGUACUGCUGAACGAGAUACAUAAGUUGUCGAUGCUGCGUACUCUGGAGAGCGGACGGUACCUGAGCAUGGCUUUUCGUUCGUGGGAUCUGUACGAGUUUCCACUAUUGCAGCAAACAACUAAGCAUUCGUGGGCCAUCAAGACCGCUACUCAGCUCGAGAAGCCACGAUAUGUUAUCUUUGCUCUGCAGACGGGUCGAAAGAACAUUGUGUCCGAGGAUCCAAGCCGAUUCGAUCAUUGCAAAUUGACAAACGUGAAACUGUAUCUGAACUCGGAAUGUUAUCCAUACGACGAUAUGAACUUGGAUUUCGAUAAAAAUAAAUGGGCGAUUCUGUACGACAUGUACGCGCGUUUCUGCAAGGGUUAUUAUGGAUACGAGUAUCUCGAGCCGAACCUCACCACUUCACCUUUUCUACUUAACGGUCCGUUCGUAAUCAUCGAUUGCUCUCGACAGAACGAAUCGAUCAAGAGCGCAACCGUGGACGUGCGCAUAGAAUUUGAGUGCAAAGAGAAUGUGUCGAUGAAUACCACCGCGUACUGCCUCAUCAUACACGAUUGUGUGAUACAGUACAAGCCGUUGACAAACGUUGUGCGCAAAAUCACCUAA